Cyprinodon variegatus (sheepshead minnow) is the source of this 2410-nucleotide messenger RNA. It is a transcript of the gene phex, whose product is annotated as phosphate regulating endopeptidase homolog, X-linked. The coding region runs from base 243 to 1904 and encodes 553 amino acids. Gene Ontology annotation, biological process: protein processing. Gene Ontology annotation, cellular component: plasma membrane. NCBI's taxonomy places the organism in Eukaryota, Metazoa, Chordata, Actinopteri, Cyprinodontiformes, Cyprinodontidae. The transcript is spliced from 18 exons. Gene Ontology annotation, molecular function: metalloendopeptidase activity. The record is from RefSeq and is a predicted model, not a curated record.
UUAGAGGAGCCGGGGUGAAGUUUGGGCAGCUGCACCCAUUUUGGACAGAUUGGAGAAAGACAGAAGCUGUUCAACAUGUGGAAAAAAAUAAUCUUUUAAAUAGUUUAAUUUUAAAUUAUUUUAGAUUCAUUUUAAGCAUUUAUUUAUUUAUUCCACUUUAUUUUUUUUUUGCUUUUAGGUGUGUGUCCUGUGUUUUUUACUUUUAAACAUUUUAGUUAUUUUUUUAGGUGAAAUAGUAAACGAUGGAGCUGGAGCAUUUAGGAGGUGGGGGGGUUAAAACUGAGAGGGGUGUCGGUCGUCUCUACAAGAUCGCUCUGGCCAUGUGUGUGUGCCUCUGCGCCGCUCUUCUGCUUGGUCUCAUACUGGUGUCCCAGAGAUCCAGUAAAGCGGAGUUUUGCCUUUCGCCAGAAUGUAUUGAAGCAGCGGGGUCCAUAUUGAGUAAACUAGACCGAACUGUCAACCCCUGCGAAGACUUCUACACGUUUUCUUGUGGCGGUUGGCUGAAGGAGAAUCCGAUUCCUGAAGAUUCGUCUUCACAUGGCAUCUACCCGUGGCUGAGGCAGCAUGUAGACAUAAAACUCAAAGAGUUGUUAGAGGCUCCUUCCCAUGCUAAAGAACUGGAGGCUGUGACCAAAGCUAAGAUCCUGUAUCGCUCCUGUAUGAAUGAAAAACGAGUUGUUUCAGUGCCCAUAGAGACACAGACGGCUUCAUUAAUCUUGUUCUGUCUCUUCAGGACGAUAGCCAACUACAUCCAGUGGAGGACAGUUUUUUCUAAGAUCACCACUCUGAGUCGUCGUUUCCUCUACAGAUACCUCGACUUUGCUCGGGUCAUAUCAGGAACUACCUCACUGACUCCACGCUGGGAUAAAUGUGUGAACUAUGUGGAGAACUCCCUGGUUUAUGCCACAGGGCGCCUUUUCGUCGAUGCGCACUUCCAGGAGGACAAGAAGCACAUGAUGGAAGAGCUUAUUGAGGGGAUUCGGUGGGCAUUCAUCGACAUGUUGGAGAAGGAAAAUGACUGGAUGGAUGAACAAACAAAACAGAGAGCCGUUGAAAAGGCUCACGCAGUACUGGCUAAGGUUGGCUACCCAGAGUUUAUUUUGAAUGAUACCUACCUCUCAGAAGAUAUAAAAGAGCUAGAGUUCAAUGAAAAGGAUUAUUAUGGUAACGUGAUGCAGACUCUGAAAAUGAUCGCCAAAUCUGACGUCUCCUGGCUUCGAAAAAGUGUCCCACGAACAGAAUGGUUUACAAACCCAACCACCGUGAAUGCCUUCUACAGUUCCUCCACAAAUCAAAUCAGAUUCCCAGCUGGAGAGCUUCAAAAGCCCUUUUUCUGGGGAAAAGAGUAUCCGAGAUCGUUAAGUUACGGUGCCAUUGGGGUGAUAGUUGGACAUGAGCUAACUCACGGCUUCGACAACAAUGGUCGCAAAUAUGACAAAAAUGGUAACCUGGACCAGUGGUGGAGUGAAUCAUCUGUAACUGCCUUUAACGAGAAGACUCAGUGUAUGAUUGAUCAAUAUAAUGACUACUACUGGGAGGAAGCCGGUCUAAAUGUGCGCGGUAAGAGGACCUUGGCAGAAAAUAUUGCAGACAACGGGGGAGUAAGAGAAGCUUUCAGGGCCUACAGGCGGUGGGUGGACAACAGCAGAGGCGGCGUGGAGGAGCCUCUGCUGCCAGGAGUUGAUCUGAAUAACAAUCAACUGUUCUUCUUGAGCUAUGCACACGUUAGAUGUAACUCCUACAGACCAGAAGCAGCCAGAGAGCAGAUCCAGAGUGGAGCUCACAGUCCUCCUAAAUACAGAGUUAUCGGAGCGAUGAGCAACUACGAGGAGUUUCGAAAAACGUUCAACUGUCCCCAGUCGUCGGUCAUGAACCGAGGAGCUCAGUCCUGCCGUGUAUGGUGACCUCUGACCUCAGUCUGAAGCCCUGAACCAGGAUCCAGCUGUCAUCUGAAAAGGGUGGUAAUAUUUGAGAGCAUUGCCAAAAUAGUUUUUAACAAUGAGGGGAACAGCAAGAAAGUAAGUUGAUUGUUCAGCUGAAAAAAAAAAAACUUGUUUAAUACAUGGAUGUUUGAGGUGCAAAUGGACAUAUUUUGGUACUGAAGCCAUUUUCUAACGUGAUAGUUUUUAUGUCUAAUAAAAGAAUGCAUCAAUCAUUAAAGGACAACAAUUAAGGUAUCCUACCAAAAAAUAUUUACAAAAAGUUUAAUAUUAUUAUUGUUAAAAAAAAAACUAUAUGUAGAUGUAAAUAUACAAUGUUAGCUUUUUUAAUUAAAAUGCAUAUUCUGGUUAUAACUGGAGGAGAAGGCUUAUGUUAAAUGACUAUAAACACUGUUAACCAAAAUUACUUUAUGUUUGAGCCUUAUUUUUUUUUCUGUACAUUUUAAUGUUUAAAAUCAACACUGAAACAA